AUGGACUUCAAAUCCCUGAUGUCAGCCCAGAUCGCCAAAUCAAAACCACCGCCUUCAAAAUCUCCUUCCAGUCCCUCCCCAGCUCCCAACUCUCCCACUUCCACAACGUCCAGUAAAUACGUCCGCCGCGCCGACCUUGAAGCGUCCAGACAAGCCGCCUACCUCGUCGAACAGGCCAAACUCUCAGCCGAACGGGAAGAACGCCUCGCAAAGAAACGAAAACUCGAGGAGGAGGAAGAGGAACGGAAUGCGCGUAGGGAGGAGAAACUGCGGAAACUGGCCGAGGAGUCAAGGAGAAGGAGAGAAGAAGAGGAGCAGCAAGAGGAGAGGAAACGAAGAAAACGCCUUGGGCUGCCUGAGGUACCAGACCAACUAGCUCUUGAAGACGGGAAAACAGGCGAAGGGAAAGAAGGUACAGGUGAAGCUGGGGAGGAUAUCCCCGACGACGAGCUACGAAGCAAACUCCGCGAACUCGGUGAACCGGCUACUCUCUUCGACGAAGAUCACUCUGCACGAUUAAAGCGCUACUACGCUCUCACCCAAACCGCUCUGGCGACUUCACAAAAGCUGAGCAAUGGACCUAUCCCAACCACAUUAGAACCCGUCGCGGCAAAGGACAUGCUCCUGCCCUCAACCCUUCCUCUUCAACCGGGAACAAAAGAACACGCAUUCCUCUAUCGCCAGCUUGCGUCCUACUUCACGCUCUUACUCACCGAAUGGUCGCAGGCGCUCUCCGAACGAGAUGAGUUGGUCAAGCAAUCCUCCAGCGGCAAAGCCGCGUACAACAACUAUCUCGUCGUGUUGAAAGACCUCACCCCUCUGUUCCGGCAGUUCGAGAAACAAUCCCUCGACCCGAGCUUGCUUGAACCGAUCUGCAAGAUUGUGCGCUCCGCCCAGAAGAGACGGUACGUCGAGGCAAACGACGAGUAUCUUACUUUGUCGAUCGGCAAGGCGGCAUGGCCGAUCGGUGUGACCAUGGUUGGUAUCCACGAACGGUCCGCAAGAGAGAAGCUGCAUGAGAGCUCGAGCGGGAAACAGGCGCAUAUCAUGAGUGACGAGGUGACGCGGAAGUUUCUGCAGAGUAUUAAGCGGUGCAUCAGCUUCGCACAGACGAGGUGGCCGCCGGAGGAUUUGGGGCAGCUAAUGGGGUGA
This is a messenger RNA of Cladophialophora psammophila CBS 110553, 1152 nucleotides long. RefSeq lists its product as uncharacterized. The record is from RefSeq and is a predicted model, not a curated record. Bases 1 to 1152 code for a protein of 383 amino acids. Gene Ontology annotation, cellular component: U4/U6 x U5 tri-snRNP complex; U5 snRNP; U2-type post-spliceosomal complex. The transcript has a single exon. Lineage: Eukaryota; Fungi; Ascomycota; Eurotiomycetes; Chaetothyriales; Herpotrichiellaceae. Gene Ontology annotation, biological process: generation of catalytic spliceosome for second transesterification step; RNA splicing.